Molecule: messenger RNA, 1114 nt
Organism: Aspergillus vadensis CBS 113365
Lineage: Eukaryota; Fungi; Ascomycota; Eurotiomycetes; Eurotiales; Aspergillaceae
Product: YggS family pyridoxal phosphate enzyme
Exons: 1
Coding region: 77-895 (272 amino acids)
Cellular component (GO): intracellular anatomical structure
Molecular function (GO): pyridoxal phosphate binding
Source: RefSeq, a predicted model, not a curated record
UCUAUAUCCUCAUCCAACCUCACGAACCAGAGAUCCCAUAACACAACCCAACGGGGGGAAAACCAACUACUACAAAAUGACCACCUCCAUCCGCCCCUCCACCCCCACCCGCACCACCACUCUCCUCACCAACCUCGCAACCGUAACAGCCCGCAUCAACACCGCAACCACCUCAUCUCCAAAAACCACCCCACCCCGUCUCGUCGCCGUCUCCAAACUCAAACCCGCCAGUGACAUCCUCACCCUCCACACCACCAACCCACCCACACAUCAAACCCACUUUGGCGAGAACUACCUCCAAGAACUCCAAGAGAAAGCCCGUCUCCUCCCCACCACCAUAAAAUGGCACUUCAUCGGCGGCCUGCAGAGCAAUAAAUGCGUGACUCUGGCGCGAGAUACUCCCGCGCUCUGGGCCGUCGAGAGCGUAGAUAGUACUAAGAAGGCGUCGUUGUUGGAUAAAGGGUGGGGGGAGAGGAGUGCUGAGGUGAAGGAGACCAAUCAUGAAGAGAGGUUGAGGGUGUUCGUGCAGGUGAAUACCUCUGGGGAGGAGAAUAAGAGUGGGGUUGAGCCGGGCGACGGCGCGCUGGAAUUAUGUCGCUUUAUUAGGGAUAAGUGUCCCCGGUUGCGGUUGCAGGGGGUUAUGACCAUUGGGGCAAUUGCCAGGUCGAAGGCUACCACGCCGGAGAAUGAGAAUGAGGAUUUUGUGUGUUUGAGGGAGACCAGGGAUCGUGUGGUCAAGGAAUUGGGUUUGCUGGGGGAGGAGGCCAACUUGGAGUUGAGUAUGGGUAUGAGUGAGGAUUUCGAGGGCGCUAUUGCUCUGGGUAGUGAUGAGGUUCGCGUUGGGACGACUAUCUUUGGGGAUAGGCCGCCCAAGGAUCAGGCCAGGGUGGUUUGAGUCCAUGAAAAGGUGUUACGAAUCACGACGUGUUCUAUAAGCAUCAUGCAUUCUAGGGGGAUAAAAAGAGACGGGAUAGGAAGGGAAACCAAGACAGUAACUUCGACUGCUGCCUGUACAUUAAGAUGAAAGAAAAGAACAAGCGUCCCGCAUGUCCCAGGUAUAUAUGUGCGAUAUCAAUAAUAAAUACACCCCCCGCCAACUGCCACCUGGCGGAGU